This is a messenger RNA of Oryza sativa Japonica Group (Japanese rice), 2807 nucleotides long. Its product is annotated as wall-associated receptor kinase 2. Gene Ontology annotation, cellular component: plasma membrane. Gene Ontology annotation, molecular function: calcium ion binding; ATP binding; protein serine/threonine kinase activity. Gene Ontology annotation, biological process: cell surface receptor signaling pathway; protein phosphorylation. The record is from RefSeq and is a predicted model, not a curated record. NCBI's taxonomy places the organism in Eukaryota, Viridiplantae, Streptophyta, Magnoliopsida, Poales, Poaceae.
CGUCUUGGGUGAGCCAUUCUUCAGUAUUUCUUCUGCUGAUCGAGCCACUGAAUCGAUCAGCUCCAUGGCGCCCUCUCCUGUUAUCCUUGUUAUGGCUGCACUGUUUCUCCAAGCUGCAACAAUGGCGGCAACAACCGCGCUAACCGUAUCGCUGCCGGGCUGCCCGAGCUCGUGCGGCAGCAUGGUCAUCCCCUACCCGUUCGGCGUCGGCGCCGGCUGCCACCUCGCCGGCUUCGCCGUCACCUGCAACCGCUCCUACCACCCACCGAAGCUCUUCCUGCGCGACGCCGACGCCGCUGAGGUGCUCGAGAUAUCCCUCCUAAACUCCACGGUGAUCGUCAGCAGCGCCGUCCGGUACGACGCCGCCAAAGGCGAGGGCGCGUGGGGCCGCGGCCUCGCCGGCGCGUUCCGCCUCAGGGAGCGGCGGAACCGGCUCGUCGUCGUGGGGUGCAACCUGCAGGCCGUCCUCCUGGACGGCGACGACAUCGCCGCCGCGUGCACCACCAUCUGCGGCGGCGCCGGCGCCACCUGGCCAGCAGCGGCCGACGGCGAGCUCGCGGAUUACUCGUGCGCGGGCGUUGGCUGCUGCCAGGCUUCCAUCUACCUAGGCCUCACGUCGUACGGCGUUCGGCUGUCGCCGUUCGGCACAAGCACCGGGCCGCCGCCGCCGCCGCCGACCUCCUCCGCCUCGUCGUCUAACCAAUCGGAUUCGGCUCUCGUGUUCGUCGCGGACAACGAGUGGUUCGGCGGGAACGCGAGUAAGCUCGGAUCAGCAGCAGCGACGAUGCGACCGGGCGGCGGCGGCAUGCCGGUGGCGCUGGCCGUGCUCGACUGGGCGAUCGGGAAGUCGGGGUGUCCGCCGCAUGGGCCCGACGACACGGCCUGUAGCAGCAGCAACAGCUACUGCCGCAACUCUACCAGCACCUCGCUUGGCGGCUACUCGUGCCAGUGCGACAACGGGUACCAAGGCAAUCCGUACGUUGCAAAUGGAUGUCAAGAUAUCGACGAGUGCGCUCUGCCAGAAGAAUAUCCCUGCUACGGUGAAUGCACAAACAAGCCAGGAUCGUUUUCGUGCAUGUGUCCGGGUGGGACGCACGGUGAUGCUAUGAACGAAGGAGGAUGUGAACCAACGACUCUCCUUGUGGCGAUAGGAGGAACCAUCGGCAUAGGAAUUCCAUCCGUGUUCGUGAUAGGCAUGGCAAUGACGAACAUGAUCAAGGCACGGAGGGCCAAGAAACUGAGAGCCGUAUUCUUCAAGCAGAACCGGGGUUUACUGCUGCUGCAACUUGUUGAUAAGGUGAUUGCUGAAAGGAUGGUGUUUACCUUGGAAGAGCUCGAAAAGGCAACAAAUCGAUUCGACGAGAUGAGAAAGCUCGGCAGCGGCGGCCAUGGCACUGUCUACAAAGGCACCUUGCCAGACAGACGUGUCGUUGCCAUCAAGAAAUCGAAUAUUACGGUUCGUAAGGAGAUCGAUGAUUUCAUAAACGAAGUUGUCAUUCUUUCGCAGAUCAACCAUCGGAAUGUUGUGCGGUUAUUCGGAUGUUGCCUUGAAACACAGGUUCCACUACUGGUCUACGAGUUCAUAUCGAACGGCACUCUUUCCGACCAUCUCCAUGUUGAAGGCCCUACAUUGUUGUCAUGGAAAAAUAGAUUGAGGAUUGCUCUUGAAGCUGCAAGCGCUUUAGCCUACUUACAUUCAUCCGCUUCAGUAUCAAUAAUUCAUAGGGAUGUUAAGUCUGCUAACAUAUUGCUUGAUGGUCGCUUAACAGCAAAAGUUUCGGACUUUGGAGCCUCUCGAGGCAUUCCGGUUGAUCAAGGUGGUGUGACAACAGUGAUCCAAGGCACAUUUGGAUAUCUUGAUCCUGAAUACUAUCAAACAAGUAGAUUGACCGAUAAGAGUGAUGUGUACAGUUUUGGUGUCAUACUCGUGGAGAUGCUCACAAGGAAGAAGCCUACUGUUUUUGAAUCAUCAGAUAAUGUCAGCCUAAUUGCACUUUUUAAUUUGCUAAUGGUACAGGACAACAUCUACGAGAUAUUAGACCCUCAGGUAAUUUCGGAGGGCAUGGAAAAUGUGAAAGAAGUCGCGGCGCUAGCAUCGGCAUGCCUAAGAUUGAAGGGGGAAGAGAGGCCAACAAUGAGGCAAGUGGAGAUAAGGCUGGAAAGGCUGUUAGGCGGUGACAUUUUGCAAGGGCUUUCAGCUGAGCUGCACUGUCUACCACCUCAACUGAGCAAUACCGACACUACUAGCAAGCUAUACAACAUGGAGCGGGAUUUUUUGCUAUCGUCGAGCUUCCCACGGUGAUCUUACUACAUGUGUACAAACUACAUACAACUUUACCACUUAAAGUUGUUUAGCAUGUGUUUGAUUUGAAGAUGAGGUGAGAUGUGUUAGAUGAAUUGGGAUCACCUGCAGUGGCUAUAGAAAGUGAUAUCCGAAACCUUCCUGAAUCAACUCAAAAAAAAAAAAAAAAGAAAUCUUCCUGAAUACUGUUCACAAAAGACAGUACCAAGGUUUCUCCUGUAGGCUGUAGCUAGAACUGUAGCAGAUAAUGUUUAAAACUACACUGUAGCGUCGGUUUCAGUCGUUAUUGUCUUGAUCCAAGGAUGGAAAAGAGUUUCUACUGGCAAAGUUGCAGUCUCUGUUAUGACUGCAUUGGAUCUUUAUCCUGAUCCCAAUUAUUCAUUUGACAUGAGUCAUGACCUCGUGAUGUAAUACAACCCUACAACUACAAGCAGCUCUGUAGCAUCAAUGUUGCUGCCUCUGCCGCUGCCGCUUCCACAACUCCCAUGGCUUUCUUUGUUGAUCU